This is a messenger RNA of Chrysochloris asiatica (Cape golden mole), 456 nucleotides long. RefSeq names its product transmembrane protein 239 (gene TMEM239). Bases 1 to 456 code for a protein of 151 amino acids. The record is from RefSeq and is a predicted model, not a curated record. The transcript has a single exon. NCBI's taxonomy places the organism in Eukaryota, Metazoa, Chordata, Mammalia, Afrosoricida, Chrysochloridae.
AUGCAGCAGCCGCAAGUAGACACAGAUGCCAUCGGGGCCGGUGAGGGGCUGCAGCCUACAGCGCCCUGGUCGGCCUGGGUCUCGCGGCAGGGCUGGGUACGCUGGUGGGCAUGCCAUGUGCCCCGAAGCUGGACCCAGUGGUGGACCACAUCGUGCUGGCGGCAACCAUUGCAGCGUGUGCUGUGGGGUCUUGAAGGGAUGCUCUACCUGCUGUUGGCUCUGAUGCUGUGCCACGCACUCUUCACCACCGGUUCCCACCUGCUGAGCUCCUUGUGGCCCGUCGUGGCUGCAGCGUGGCGCCACCUGCUGCCUGCUGUCUUGCUGCUGGUGCUCAGUGCCCUUCCUGCCAUGCUCUUCACCACCUCCUUCCUGCUGCUUUUCUCCACACUACUGAGCCUCGUGGGCCUCCUCGCCUCCAUGUCUCACUCUAGCCACGCUCAGGACUUGGACCAAUAG